This is a messenger RNA of Lytechinus variegatus (green sea urchin), 1543 nucleotides long. Its product is annotated as monocarboxylate transporter 2-like. Gene Ontology annotation, biological process: transmembrane transport. The transcript has 4 exons. Gene Ontology annotation, molecular function: monocarboxylic acid transmembrane transporter activity. NCBI's taxonomy places the organism in Eukaryota, Metazoa, Echinodermata, Echinoidea, Temnopleuroida, Toxopneustidae. The record is from RefSeq and is a predicted model, not a curated record. The coding region runs from base 44 to 1543 and encodes 499 amino acids.
AUCGUCCUUAUGUCUACAAUUUUCAUCAAUCCAUGCAAUCUGCAUGUAUGUCACAACAAGUAGGGCCUCACUAGCGUCAACCAGGCACCUGACUUUUGUGCAUAAAAAUAUAUCGAUGACUGUACCUCAGCGAUAUCAGUCGACUAUUGAAGUGUUUACCGUUGAAGUCAAGAUGUCACCACCAUCUUAUAUCCCAGAUCAUCAUACUGAUACAUGGCGCUACGUUGUCAUCUUGGCAAAGAUGUUGGUUCACGCUCUGCAUCCGGGUCUUGUCAAGGCCAUGUCAGUCUUUCUCCCGUUCCUGGUCAUCCAGCUCGAUAUGACGCAAUCAACCGCUGGAUUCAUCAUCGCCAUGGAAUACGGGGUGCAUAUGUUCGCCUGUCCAAUCAGUCAUUUCUUAGCCCAGAGAUUUGGCUGUCGAACUGUAACAACGAUCGGCGGCUUUCUGUCUGCAGUAUCCCUCUUGGCCGGAGCCUUCAGCCAAUCAGCAAUCUCCCUGGGGUGUUCUUUCUUUCUCACAGGUAUUUUCUCUUCUCCACUGAGGCAACUGUCAAGUGAGACCCUUCACCAGUACUAUGGCGAAUACUAUGGCCAAGUUGCGGCAGUCACACAGUUGGGCACGCACAUGGGGAAUUUCCUGAUGCCAUGCUUGGCCAUGUUUUGUCUGGAAGCCUAUGGGCUGAGAGGGAGUCUGUUGUUCCUGAGUGCGGUGGCCUUCCAUGGCGUACCAAUAGGAGCGUCAUUGCGUCCUCCGCAGUGUCCACGACGCCCACGCCCAUCCGAUGAUGUUGAGCUUGAUGAGCUUCAUCCACUCCAACCCAGAGGCAGUUUGGCGGGUCAAACUAGAAUCGCUGCAAAUUCUAAAGACCUACAACCCGAUGAAUGCACAGAGCAGAAUCAAACCACAAGCACAACUUUGAAAGCGAUCCAAGAUAUCAUACACGAUACCCUUGAUUUUAUCAAAAUGGAGCGUGUUUUUAUAUUUGUAAUGCUUCCCUGCCAGGUGUUGUUUGAUACAUCGUAUUGCGGGUGGACAGUGUUUUUAUUCUCAUAUGGAACAGCAGAAGGAUUGCCGGUGAAUACAUCAGUGUACCUGGUAAUGAUUGGUUCUAUUGGCGGUGUGACCGGAUGGCUUGUACUCAUAGCAGUCCUAUAUAAACAUCCCCUGGUGACGCCUCACAUGUUGGCACUCGACCUCGGUGUAUCAUCCAUAGCGCUCCUUGCAUACCCUCUCAAUUCCUCACCAACCUACCUAGCCAUUUGUUCCUUUGUUGCCGGAUUCGGCUUCUACAAUUCUUACUCGACAUUCUAUGGUGCCGUCUCUGUGAAGGUGAAAACGGAAAACUUCCCAAAGGCCGUUGCUUGCUCUUUUAUGACAUGUGGAAUCUCAUAUCUUAUUUCAGGAAUGCUCACAGGGUUCCUUUACGAUCUCGUCGGCUCAUACAGAGAUGUCUUCCGUAUCUUUGGAAUCUCAUUGGCUACCGCCAGUUUGGCAAUAUCCAUUACUCUAUGUCUCGAUUCCUGCAGGCGCAAUGGUUCUUAG